Dermacentor silvarum is the source of this 2669-nucleotide messenger RNA. RefSeq names its product lipase member H-like. The transcript is spliced from 7 exons. Bases 213 to 1283 code for a protein of 356 amino acids. The record is from RefSeq and is a predicted model, not a curated record. Gene Ontology annotation, biological process: lipid metabolic process. Lineage: Eukaryota; Metazoa; Arthropoda; Arachnida; Ixodida; Ixodidae. Gene Ontology annotation, molecular function: lipase activity.
UUGCAUAUUCUCAAUCCCAAAAUAAGGUCAGCUGCAAGAAAUAUGACGUCACCCCGUUUUUUAGUCUGUAUAGAUACAAUGUUCUUCAAAGCAUUUGUGGGCGUUUGUGGAUACGACACAAGAGUUUUUUCCGAGGAAGCGAGAAUCGUUCAGUGAUCCGUGUCUCAUGUGCAAUUUAGUAAAGGUAGAUUGACUGUAAAACAAGGCAAAGCAUGGACCAGCGUCUCUUCUCGAAGACCUCACUACUCCUCACAGCCUCAUUCUCACUACUGAUCGUUAUGACGAAAGCUCUUCCCCACAUCGGGAGCCACAAGGCUAUAAAAACUUUCAAGCUGUACUCCCGUGCCAACCGGUACGCACCAGUAGUUCUCCACUACCAAAAUAAAAAAGACACGCUUGACUACGCGCAGUUCGAACGACGCAAACCUUUAAUAUUUCUGGUGCAUGGAUGGAUGGACGAUGGAGACGCUUUAUGGGUCCUGGAACUUAAGGACGCCCUCUUGAAUGCGGAGGACUGCAAUGUGAUCAUCGUGGACUGGCGUCGCGAAGCUCGAAGGAUCUACCCAAUCGCGGUGGCGAAGGCGGCACUGGUUGGCCGCAGAGCCUCUCGGCUGCUGCAACGGCUCGUGCAGCGUUAUCCCGACACCGUGGGGCCAGAGCUGGUGCACGUCGUGGGCUUUAGCCUCGGUGCUCAGAUCGCCGGUUUCUUUGCUCGAAACUACAGGAGGCGCACGAAACAAAGAAUAUGGCGCAUUACCGCACUGGACCCUGCGGCGCCUGAAUUUGCCGGGAAGGCAGUAUGUGUGCAUCAGGGAGACGCCCGCUUUGUCGACGUGAUCCACACUAGUGGUGGAAAAGAGAUCAUCAAGGGCCACUUGGGGAUUGACAGGCCAGUUGGAGAUGUGGACUUCUACCCUAACGGCGGCAAGGACCAGCCAGGUUGCACCACACUCUUUAAAAAAGUAUUUGCGAAAUUGUACCCGUGCCACCACAUGCGAGCUCCAUUACUCUUCCUGGAGUCAAUACGCAACAAGAUCUGCCGCUUCGUGUCCAAGCCUUGCGAGGGAGGCUACCAGGCGCUGAGGGCAGGCCAGUGCAAUUCUACCGGCGAGCCAGGACUCAUGGGAUUCUACAGCUACACUGCACACGGAAGAGGCGUCCAAACACUCGACACGAAUUCCAAGCCGGCAUACUGCAAAAAGCAGUCGCCUAUAGUCGGGCAGCUCGACCUUUCGAACCGUGGCAGGCCAGAGGCGAAACUUUCCAUACAAAAAAUGCCAUAACCUAUAGCUUCACGAGCGGAAGCAGUACUUUCAUUUCGAGUGUGCAGUUCUGGCUAGAUACGAUUCAGUUCACCCUGCACGCAUGCUUCGGCUCCAGGCAUAGGCAACCUCGCGAGUACGUAUCAGCAUACGUCUACGCUCACGGAGGGGGACAAGCAUUGGCGUUGGGAAUUGUGAGGGCGAAAGGGGAGGGAGUUCAUGCUCGACGCGUUCAUGCUCGACGCGAGUACUGCUGCCACUUAGAGCCCGUGUGACGAAAUGUUAGAGCUAAAGAAAUGUUUACCGGAAUCAUGACAUCGCCGAUAGCGUCCUUCAUAUGUGCACCCUUGCAUUUUUUAAAAUAGCAUCGCAUGAGCUUCGACCGCACGUUGUGUCGGCGGCCUUGUAGGAGGGAGGGGCGGGGGGUUUGGCGACAGUGUGCGAGGGCGCGCAAGGUGACUUCCGGUUCGAAUGUAUUCUGCUGUGCUGUUCGCUUCAGGAGUGCCCCUCGCCUCUACAAGGCAGCUACCACGCCGUACGGUCGACGCUCGCGCGACAUUGUGUAAAAAUUGCCAGAGUGUACAGUAUACACUGUUAUCAGGUUUUACCCUUUUCGGGAGUUUCAGACUCUUUGCAUAACUCACACCCUAACGGGAGCACAAUAUACGGAGUUUUCCUUAACACCCUUGUUUUUGGGAGUUUUUUGCGGUACCCUGGGGCUUUUUUUACAGCUACUUUGAACGAUAUCGCUGCUAAAGUCUUUACGAGGAACGUUGGGUGUUUUUUUUUUUUUUGCUGCUUUGAUCAUCAGGACUGUGGGAGGUUUUAUGAGGAGCUUUGGGAGCAUUUAUAAGUUGGCUUGGGUAUUUUGUUUUGCUUCUAUUGGGAACUUGUAGGAGAAGCGCUGGGAGUUGUUACUAACAUAUUUUCGGAGCGGUUUGGCUUCUUGAAGGAGUUCUUAAGGAGACUUAGGUACUUAGGUGAGAGUACUUAGGUGUAUAUCUGGGAGCAAUUGUUCCCAUAUCUUGGGAGCUUUGGUUAAGGGAGCUCUUGUGGAUAACUUUCUAUGUCAAAUAUUCUAUAUGUAGUUUCUGUGUGUUUUCUAUGUACUGCCCCCCUUACUCAAUGCCUCAAUUGAAGCUUGUAAGGUAUUUUUAAAUAAAUAAAUAAACUGUGGGAAUUCAUUUUUUGCUGUCUAUGGGCACAUAUACGAGAAUGUCUGGGAAUUACUCUUCCCACCUUUAGGGAGCAUUGUUUUAGUUAAGGAAGUUGGAAAAUUGAUUUGGGGAGUGCUUUUUAGCUCCUUUUCAGAGCUCUUGCAGGGAGCUCUGGGAGUAUAUUAUGCUCCUUUGUGAAUUUUAUGAGAUUGAAGGGCGUACUUUUUGUGUUCGUGUGUUUAUUAGAAUG